GCCGCAGCAGGCGAAGAGCGAGGAGGGCCUCUGAAAAUGGAAACAAACUCUCUGAGGACAAAAGUUCCAGCUUUCUUAUCCGAUUUGGGGAAGGCCACAUUAAGGGGGAUCAGAAAAUGUCCUCGCUGUGGCACAUACAACGGCACCCGGGGACUGAGCUGUAAGAACAAGACUUGUGGCACAAUAUUCCGCUAUGGAGCCCGGAAGCAGCCCAGUGUUGAGGCUGUGAAAAUCAUUACAGGCUCCGAUCUACAGGUCUACUCGGUGCGACAAAGAGACCGGGGCCCUGACUACAGAUGCUUUGUGGAGUUAGGGGUUUCAGAGACAACAAUCCAGACCGUGGAUGGGACAAUCAUCACUCAGCUGAGCUCCGGACGAUGUUAUGUUCCCUCGUGCCUGAAAGCAGCUGCCCAGGGUGUUGUGGAAAACCAGUGCCAGCACAUCAAGCUGGCAGUGAACUGCCAGGCAGAGGCCACCCCCUUGACCCUGAAGAGCUCGGUCCUGAAUGCCAUGCAGGCCUCCUCAGAAACCAAGCAGACCAUCUGGCAGUUGGCCACAGAACCCACAGGUCCCUUGGUACAGAGAAUUACUAAAAACAUUUUGGUGGUGAAAUGCAAGGCAAGCCAGAAGCAUAGUUUGGGGUAUUUGCAUACGUCCUUUGUGCAGAAAAUCAGCACAAAAAGCUUGCCUGAGCGCCGUUUCUUCUGUUCCUGCCAGACUCUGAAACCACACAAGUCACAUGCCCCCAGCGAGGAGGCAGCCCAGAGAUGCAUUCAUUUCUUUGCUUGCAUCUGUGCUUUUGCCAGUGACGAGACAUUGGCUCAGGAAUUCUCAGACUUCCUAAAUUUUGAUUCCAGCGGUCUUAAAGAGGUUAUUAUACCUCAAUUAGGUUGCCAUUCAGAAUCAACAGUUUCAGCUUGUGAGUCCACUGCCUCUAAGCCAAAAAAGAGGAAAAAGGAGGAGGUGUCUGGUGCACAGAUGAAUAGUCCAUUGUCUCAAGAAGCAGUGAGCAGUAAUCUAAGGAAAAGUGGCCUGAAGAAGCCUGUUGUUGCUUCAUUAAAAAGGCAGGCUUGUGGUCAGCUACUAGAUGAGGCACAAGUGACUUUAUCCUUCCAAGACUGGCUGGCCAGUGUUACGGAGCGCAUCCACCAAACCAUGCACUACCAGUUUGAUGGAAAGCCAGAGCCCCUGGUGUUCCACAUUCCUCAGUCCUUUUUUGACGCCCUGCAACAGAGAAUAUCCAUGGGGAGUGCAAAAAAACGACUCCCAAACUCCACCACAGCUUUUAUUCGGAAAGAUGCCUUGCCACUGGGAACAUUUUCAAAGUAUACUUGGCAUAUCACUAAUAUCCUACAAGUUAAACAAAUCCUAGAUACACCAGAGAUGCCCUUGGAAAUUACCCGAAGUUUUAUUCAGAAUCGGGAUGGGACUUAUGAGCUAUUUAAAUGCCCGAAAGUAGAAGUAGAAAGCAUAGCAGAAACCUAUGGCCGGAUAGAAAAGCAGCCUGUUCUGCGGCCCUUGGAACUGAAAACUUUUCUCAAAGUCGGUAACACUUCUCCAGAUCAAAAGGAACCAACACCUUUCAUCAUUGAGUGGAUCCCAGAUAUCCUUCCCCAAUCCAAGAUUGGAGAGCUGCGGAUCAAGUUCGAGUACGGUCACCACCGGAAUGGCCAUGUGGCCGAAUACCAAGACCAGCGACCGCCUCUGGGCCAGUCCUUGGAACUUGCACCUCUGACCACCAUCACUUUCCCUUGAAGCAAAGCAGGAGUCUCUUGUUGCUCAAUUUGCACAUACCCAGCCCUUCAUAACUUUAAAUAAUUGAGCACGUAGCUGGUCCUAUUCAAUAGUGAUCUGCUCUUAGCUAAGGGGUGGUUUCUCACACUCAGGUGGAUUUUGUUGAAGAAUCCUCGCAAAUAGCCUUUCAGUGUGUUGUGUACAGUCAGCAUAAAUUGGGUCAUAUUUCUGGCAGAGUUUUAAGAGGAGCCAAACAAAAAUUGGUUGAUUUUCCUUGGCUGGAGAGUUAUUCGUAGAGUUUAAUAUUUUUCUUCCUCUGUAAGAAGUUAGCAAUGCUGCA
Suncus etruscus (white-toothed pygmy shrew) is the source of this 2074-nucleotide messenger RNA. RefSeq names its product chromosome 12 C2orf42 homolog (gene C12H2orf42). The record is from RefSeq and is a predicted model, not a curated record. Gene Ontology annotation, cellular component: nucleus. Bases 37 to 1755 code for a protein of 572 amino acids. Lineage: Eukaryota; Metazoa; Chordata; Mammalia; Eulipotyphla; Soricidae. The transcript has 9 exons.